CAUCAGUCCAAUAUAAGCUGUUGCAUCUCCUGGAAUUAUAUUUCAACGGAUAGCUCUACACAAAGAAGAUGUCUUCGUCAAUUCUCCACCCGCCAGCCCACCUGCCGCCCUCGGUAGCUCUGCAAUUGUCUCAACAAGCUCCAGCGCUACUUUCCACGACCCCAUCAUCGAUCGCUCCAUACUCUCUUUCAUCCGUAUAUGCUGCGCCAGAAACCCCAGAACUAUGGACAACCUACGAAAAUCUGAUGCUAUCAUGCCUACGCACUGGCGACAAGCAUUCGGCCCGCGUAUGCUUGGACAGGCUGUUGAGCAGGUUUGGGGAGAGCAAUGAGAGGAUCAUGGCAUUACAAGGACUAUACCGGGAAGCAACAGCGGAGAGUGAUAGCGAUCUGCAAAAGGUUCUCACGGAAUACGAUUAUAUACUCAAGGGCGACCCUGGCAAUAUGCCCGUUUCGAAACGGCGCAUAGCUCUCCUGAAGUCCAUGGGAAAACAGGCAGAGGCCAUUUCAGCCCUUGCUCAAUUUCUCGACUGUUCUCCAACUGAUGCGGAAGCGUGGGCCGAAAUCAGCGACUUAUAUGCUUCCCAAGGACUCUAUCAGCAGAGCAUCUUUGCUUUGGAGGAGGUCUUGUUAAUAACACCGAACGCUUGGAAUAUACACGCGAGACUUGGAGAGCUCCUAUUCACCAGCGCUGGGACCGACGGAAGUACAGGGAAGGAUAGCACCACCGAAAAGUACAUCUACGAAUCUGUACGAAGGUUCUCAAGAAGUAUCGAGCUAUGCGAUGAUUAUCUCAGGGGGUUUUACGGCUUGAAGCUUGCAACCGCUCGUGCAUUGCUUACCCUGUCGGAAGGGUCGAAUAAGUCCAAGGCUGAUUCGACACCGAGCCUCAAAACUAUACAGAGCCUUAACCUGCUUGCAACUGCCAAACUUACAGAAAUUGUGCGCCGGAGCGUCGCACGAGAAGCGGGUUGGGAGGGAUAUGACGCAGCAGAGCUGAUCGCAGCACGAGAACUACUUGACCGAGACGCAGUCAAAACCAUCCGUUAGUUCGGUGCGGUGACGCGGGCAAGGAAUAUCCACGCAAGGUACGGGGCUGAUUGAUGAGCGCUGUAUUCUGAAGACCCGGAUGUAGGGCUGACGAUCGCGUCUCGAUCCGAAAAUCGAGACAAUCCGGUCAGACCAUGAUGGCGAUGGUGGACCCAAUUGCCACAACUUCAAUUGUCGUGGCGUUACUCUGUGAUGGCAUUGUGCCAAGGAGCGGAUUUUGUUUAGCUGUUAUAGUACGUGGCAUGUCUGAUCGCGCCGGAAGUACUUUUGGGCGUUGGGGCCUGAUAGGGCCAAAAGAAGAUGUGGCUUUCUUUUCAUGCAGGAUCGCGGAAGGCUUGGGCAUCAACCUUGAUCUUGGGCGGCAGUUUUUUGUUCGGUGAGCCUCGACGACUGUUUUAACCUGGUUCCAAGGCACUGGAUUGGAUCUGAUCCCCAGCGCUUUCUCCGACAAUUAAUCCCUGUUGCCUUGGAAUGCGUGGCCUUGGGCUGUUGCGCAAAUUGCCCAACGCACUGAAUUCACCAAACACCAGCUCCCUAUAUCGUGUAGAUUCCUUGAUGAGAUCCACUGGGCUCCAUAUUGAGUCACAUUCAGGUGUUGCCAGAUUUUCUUGUGGGCUGUUUUUGGAUUGACAGCAAAUUUUCAUCACUGUGGCCGGGCAAUCCUGGGUGGAGCUUGGGCAUUGGCAUGUGUAUAUUAGACAAGAACGGCCACGAAAUAAAAUG
Molecule: messenger RNA, 1772 nt
Organism: Pseudogymnoascus verrucosus
Lineage: Eukaryota; Fungi; Ascomycota; Leotiomycetes; Thelebolales; Thelebolaceae
Exons: 4
Coding region: 69-1049 (326 amino acids)
Biological process (GO): protein folding in endoplasmic reticulum
Cellular component (GO): EMC complex
Molecular function (GO): protein binding
Source: RefSeq, a predicted model, not a curated record